Molecule: messenger RNA, 958 nt
Organism: Salvia hispanica
Lineage: Eukaryota; Viridiplantae; Streptophyta; Magnoliopsida; Lamiales; Lamiaceae
Product: large ribosomal subunit protein uL1
Biological process (GO): translation
Cellular component (GO): large ribosomal subunit
Molecular function (GO): RNA binding; structural constituent of ribosome
Source: RefSeq, a predicted model, not a curated record
UAGGCCCAAUGGGCCAAAAUAUGGAGCCCGUUAGGGUUUAUCUUCUGUUUAGUGAUCAGAUAUCUGCAUACCCGCACCGCUCUCGCUCACAAACCCUACCAUUUCUCAUCAGAGUUAGGCUGCGAAUCACGAAGUUUUGAAGGAUGAGUAAGCUUCAGAGUGAAGUCUUGAGAGAAGCUAUCACUCAGAUAGUAACUGAUGCCAAGGAGAAAAAGAGAAAUUUCACAGAGACAGUUGAACUACAAAUUGGUCUGAAAAAUUAUGACCCACAAAAGGAUAAGCGUUUCAGUGGUUCUGUUAGGUUGCCACAUAUUCCCCGUCCUAAAAUGAAGAUUUGCAUGCUUGGUGAUGCUCAGCAUGUGGAAGAGGCUGAAAAAAUUGGUUUGGAGUCCAUGGAUGUGGAGGCUCUCAAAAAGUUGAACAAAAACAAGAAAUUGGUAAAGAAGCUUGCCAAGAGGUAUCAUGCUUUCUUAGCCUCCGAGGCUGUUAUCAAGCAGAUUCCUCGUCUUUUGGGACCUGGUCUAAACAAAGCAGGCAAGUUCCCUACACUUGUGACCCACCAAGAGUCUCUUGAGUCCAAGGUGAAUGAGACUAAGGCAACUAUCAAGUUCCAAUUGAAAAAGGUGCUCUGCAUGGGAGUAGCUGUUGGGAACUUGGACAUGGAAGAAAAGCAACUAUUUCAGAACAUUCAAAUGAGUGUCAACUUUCUGGUCUCUCUUCUCAAAAAGAACUGGCAAAAUGUGAGGUGUUUGUACCUGAAGAGUACCAUGGGCAAGCCGCAACGCAUCUUUUGAUUGAGGUGUUGUCUCUUUGGACUGUUAGGAAGAGUGCAGUUUGUAUGUGCUUUUUUGAACUUAUAUUAUGUUUACAUGGGAAUUUUGGUUAUAUUUAUGUUGAGAUGCUUUUGGCCUAUACUGGUAUAGCAACAGUUUCGUUAAGAUCAUAAUUUUGUUCCUCA